Molecule: messenger RNA, 1437 nt
Organism: Mucor mucedo
Lineage: Eukaryota; Fungi; Mucoromycota; Mucoromycetes; Mucorales; Mucoraceae
Product: major facilitator superfamily domain-containing protein
Exons: 8
Coding region: 44-1426 (460 amino acids)
Biological process (GO): transmembrane transport
Cellular component (GO): membrane
Molecular function (GO): transmembrane transporter activity
Source: RefSeq, a predicted model, not a curated record
AUUUUUUUCUCUUUUUUCUUCUAUUUAUUCACUAGCUGUAACUAUGACGAGUAGCACACCAAUAAAGACAGCAUAUGAUGAACGCAUCGUAGAAAAGAAUAAUGAUACGACUAGUAUUUCGUUAAGUAACAGAUCAAUUGGGGAAGAACAUGUUUAUUUUGAAGAUAAAACCAGCCUUUCGGCUUGGUUACAAACAGCAGUUUGUGUAGCUGUGAAUGGUUGCUGUGCAAUUAUGUGGAUGACAUCCUCUAGUGUACCUGCUGUUAUGUCGGAAUGGAUGGGUACUUCAUUAACUCAACUGAAUUGGCUUUCUAAUGCUUCAGCUAUUUGCAACACGUUAUUUUCGUUACCCACAGCUUGGGUAUAUGAAAAAUACGGUAUCAAGAAUUCGAUUAUAGUAUGCGCCGUAUUUAAUGCUAUUGGCUGUUGGAUACGAUGUAUUGCUAUUGUUGUACCAAAUGACAAAAAGUAUACGCUCAUCAUGCUAGGACAGCUUGUUUCAAGUAUAGCUGGACCAUUGGUUUAUAAUGUUGCCGCAAAGCUUGUAGCUCUUUGGUUCGCUCCUAAAGAUCGUGGCAUUGCCAACAUCAUUUUAUCUAUCCAGAUCGGAAUGGCUCUUGCUCCUCUUAUACUUCCUAUCAUUGCUCCUAAUGUACAAGAUGUUCCAAGAAUGUUGAUAAUUGUUGCAAGUUUUGCUACUGUAUGUGCACUCCCAACAUUUUUCUUACCGAGUAAACCUAAAAAUCCUCCAUCUGCAAGUGCUAUGUUAGAUCGAACACCCUUUUGGAAAGGUGUAAAGCAGGUAUGUAAAAACAUGCAAUUCUGGUGGGUUGCAACCCUUGCAUCUGUAACUAUUGGCAUGGUUUUUACCAUUUCGGUCCUUGUAAUCGAAGCUAUAACACCAUAUGGGUACACUGAUCAGCAGGCAGGAUUAUGUGCAUCAGUUAUUGUCAUCAGUGGAUGCUUUGGAGGAGGACUCACGGGGUACUGGCUCGGGAAGAGCCCACAACACUUUAUGCUGAUAAAAACCUUUACACCCCUUGUUAUUUUCACGUACGUCAUGUAUAAGUUCGAAUUAAUUCCUAACGCAUUUCCAACUGUUUUAAUUGCUUGCAUUUUAAAUGGAUUUUUCUCUUAUGCAUUAUUUCCUGUAUAUUUAGAGCUUGCUAGCGAGAUCACAUACCCAGUAUCGGAAUCCAUUAGUUCUUGUAUUAUUUGGAGCUUAUGUACAAUGACCAUGCUAAUCUUUUCCGUCAUUAUCGAUGCAUUAAAAGCCGGACCAGACGCAAAUCCCCCAAAUAAUAUGAAUACAUCUAUGCUUGUUGUUCUGGGUAUAGUAAUUGUAGGAAAUUUGCCUAGUAUCUGGAUUAAAGGGGACUUGAAACGACUACUGAUAGAUAAUAAAAAAAAUGGCGAUCAAUGCUAAAUCUCACUACU